ACUGAAGAUCACUGUACAUCGUCGCCAUUAUAGCGACGAGUUCGCGAGAAUUGUAGUACGCGACAAAAAUCGUCGUUUACGGCGAAAGGGAGACAAUCUCUCCCAAAAUAAGUGUUUUACGUUUUUCUUAAAGUCUUAAUUAUCUCAAUUUUGUCCAUACAAAUUACCUUCUUGAAGGUUUUUUUUACUUUGGAACUGACGAACAUGGCUUAUUGAAAAGAUGAAGGGUUUGCAGCAAAAAAUUGUUUCUCCAUACGGAGGAGAUAAUAUCUCAAUCAUCGCAAACAUUUUUAACGGCAUUUGCCGUCUUUAUAAUGGAAAAAAAGUCGAAAUUCCCGCAAUCCACGUCCAAAGGGACGGGAAAUGAUGUCAAAAAAAAUCAAGUCGAUAUUGUUAGUAGCAGACCAUUUCCAAAAUCUUCACGUAAACGUGAACCAGUUGGUGCAAGUAACUUUUCAAAAUAUGAUCAGCCUAGGAAAUCCUUUGCACAGAAAGGAAAAAGUUUUGAUAAGAGACCAAAAUCUAAAGGAUAUUAUAAUGGCAGUUCAAAGGAGGAUUCCAAGGUAGUUGAAGAGUUGGCUGAGCCAGGCUCAGUAAUGAAUCAAGGAAGUAAAAAGCAGAAUUUAAAUCAUCUGCUAAAUUUUCAUUAUGCUCCACGCGACAUGCGGAAUGGAUCCAAUACAUGGAAUAGAAGAAGAACAUUGAAUUAUAAUCAUAAUAGCAAUCGUUGGCUUCCACCUGUUCAACGACACAAAUACAAUAAGGAACAAUUUUUGCAAGCAAAUUGUCAAUUUAUUGUGAAUGCAAAUGCAGAUUAUACUGCAAAUUUAGCCGAUCCUGAUAUUUUAGUUGAAUGGAAAUUCAUUGAGCAGAUUAGAUUACAUACUUCUGACAAAUUGUCGUGUCCAAUUUGUUUGUGUUCGCCCAUUGCUGGAAAAAUGACAAGAUGUGGACACGUUUAUUGUUGGGCUUGCAUUUUACAUUAUUUGGCAUUGUCUGAUAAAACAUGGCGCAAAUGUCCCAUUUGUUAUGAGUCAAUUCACAAAUCCGAUUUGAAGAGUGUUGUUGAAAUUGAACAGAAUUUAAUGAACGUUGGGGAUAAUGUGAAAUUACGUUUAAUGCGUCGAGAGAGAGGUUCAUUAAUUGCAACAUCAGUACCGGAAAAAGAAAUACCAGCACCCACUGCUUUUUUCUCAGUCUCUGAUAAUUCCCACUGCCAAGUUUAUUCUAAAUUACUUCUGGCUAAUGUUGAAAACAUUAUUGAUAUAAUUGAAUGCGAGAAAGUUCAGCUAAAACUUGAAUUACAAGAAGAUCCUCACUGUCCCGAAAAUUGUUUUAUCGAUCAAGCUCUCAAUGAAUUAGAAAUUCGAGAGCGUGAACUUUUAAUGGGACCCAAUUUGAUUGGUCAAGCGAGUGUGGAAUUAAAAAAGGAAAACGUUGAUAAAUGCCAGGAGGUGCCAAAAACCGAAAUUGUUCACGAAACAAUAGCAGAUAAUAAUAUUGAAAUUAAUAAAAACGACGAUGAUAAUAAUGAGUUAAAUGAAGGAAUUGCCGAAAUGAAGAAUGAUAAUGAGGCGCAAUUUGAAGUUGUUAAAUCGUGGUGGGAUGGAGAAGAAUAUGAAUUAAUGACUUCGAAAAAUGUCUCUGAUCAUACAAAUGUACAACCACCUAAGCAAAUGGAAAAUCAUGUCAAUGAUUUGCUCACUUCUUUUAAUGCGCAAAAAUUCUUUUAUUUUUAUCAAGCUGAAAACGGACAACAUGUUUAUCUUCAUGCGAUGAAUGCAAAAAUGUUGGAAAUGGAAUACGGCAGUUUGGAACAUUGUCCAAGAACAAUUAUGGGAAAACUUUUAGAGAAAGAAGAAGGAAGUUUAACUGAAGAUUUGAGACGUCGUCUUCGUUAUUUAUGCCAUUUACCACUAACAUGUCAAUUUGAAAUUGCUGAAAUUGAACUAUUGCCACCUCUUGUUUCGCAAAAUGUCCUUCAACAAUUUCAUGAACAAUUGGAAACGCGACAGAGAAAAAGACAACGCAAAGAACGUGAGGAACGAAAGAGAGAAAAGAAAAUAAACGAAGAGGAAAAUAAGCGUAUGGGAAAAUUUCCAACAAGAAAAGUUCAUAUUGAAUCACGUCGUCAUUUUCCACAAUGGCAACCUGAUUAUUCUUCAUUACAAAAUGAAAUUUCAAUACCAACGCCUUCGGAAUCAACAGCAACGUCAAGUUUAGCAAGUAGUCCAUCGUUGAGUACAUUUGAGGAGGUAUCUGCAAUUGAUGAAUCUAUUGUUUGGCCGUCAAAUAAUAUCGAUUCUGGACCAUCAUUCGCUCAAAUGCUUCGUCAAAAUGGACAUCGUUCUGGCAAUGCUUGGCCAUCAAUAAAAACACGAUCAAAUCCUCCUCCUCCUCCUCCUGAAAUAACACCUGUUCAACAAAUUGACGAAGAAGGAUAUGUUUCCCUACGUAAUUUUAAUCCGACUUUUGGCGAUGCACUUGCCCAAGCAUUGGAACAAUCUAGUUUAGUGGAAUCAGCUGUGGACAAAUCUGAGGAAAAUACAAGUGGUGGAAAGAAGAAGAAAAAGAAAAAUAAACCAACUGUAUUGUUCGCAACUGGAAUGGCACGUGCAUCUUAAAUAGACAUUGUGUUUUAGAAAAUACAUUGCGCAGCUUCUUUAUGCAUUAAAAUUCUUUUCUUUUAAAAAAUAUGAUUAUCUAUUUAGACAUUUAUUGAACGACAGUAAAGAAGAAAAAAAUAGUCUAUUAUUUCUUCUGAUUUUAUGUUAAAACGUUAUUGCGUGAAUAUUUUGGUUGUAAAAUAUAUUUUACUUUGGUCUGCUAUGCUUAAAAAUUAAAUUUAUCUUAAAUCGCUAAAAAA
Messenger RNA from Leptopilina boulardi, 2866 nucleotides. Its product is annotated as RING finger protein 10. The transcript is spliced from 12 exons. Lineage: Eukaryota; Metazoa; Arthropoda; Insecta; Hymenoptera; Figitidae. Bases 315 to 2624 code for a protein of 769 amino acids. Gene Ontology annotation, biological process: positive regulation of transcription by RNA polymerase II. The record is from RefSeq and is a predicted model, not a curated record. Gene Ontology annotation, molecular function: transcription cis-regulatory region binding; metal ion binding.